Molecule: messenger RNA, 2412 nt
Organism: Cuscuta campestris
Lineage: Eukaryota; Viridiplantae; Streptophyta; Magnoliopsida; Solanales; Convolvulaceae
Source: the annotation of a GenBank genome assembly
GAAUGUUAUAAGCAGAUCUCUCUCAUCUCUGGACGGACUCACUCUCCUCCGCAGCCUCAGAUCGGCCUGCCUCAUCGUUUACAGGUAAAAAAUUGCUGAGCGUAUAGAUAGGAUAUAUAAUUGACAAAGGCAUUCUGACUUCACAUUUCAGUCAUGGAAGAGCCCUUGUAUCCUAUUGCGGUUCUAAUUGAUGAGCUCAAGAAUGAAGAUAUCCAGCUUCGGUUGAACUCAAUACGUCGUUUGUCAACAAUUGCCCGUGCACUUGGGGAGGAGAGAACGCGAAAGGAAUUAAUUCCUUUUUUGAGUGAGAACAAUGAUGAUGAUGAUGAAGUUCUUCUUACAAUGGCAGAAGAAUUGGGAGUGUUCAUUCCAUAUGUUGGUGGAGUCGAACAUGCCAGUGUCUUGCUUCCUCCACUAGAAGGUCUCUGUAGUGUUGAAGAGACUUGUGUAAGAGAAAAGGCUGUUGAGUCAUUGUGCAGAAUUGGAUCUCAAAUGAAGGAAUCAGAUUUGGUAGAAUCAUUCAUUCCUCUUGUAAAGAGGCUGGCAGCAGGCGAGUGGUUUACUGCUCGUGUAUCAUCAUGUGGAUUAUUUCACAUUGCAUAUCCCAGUGCUCCAGAGCCAUUAAAAAGUGAGCUUAGAACUAUAUUUAGCCAAUUGUGCCAAGAUGACAUGCCAAUGGUGAGAAGAGCGGCUGCAACAAAUCUUGGGAAGUUUGCUGCUACCGUUGAACAACCUCAUGUGAAGACUGACAUAAUGUCAAUGUUUGAGGAUUUGACUCAAGACGAUCAAGAUUCUGUCCGUUUAUUGGCUGUUGAAGGGUGUGCUGCCUUGGGAAAGUUAUUGGAGCCUCAAGAUUGUGCUGCACAAAUCCUUCCUGUCAUAGUUAAUUUUGCCCAGGAUAAGUCUUGGCGUGUCCGCUACAUGGUUGCAAAUCAGCUAUAUGAACUUUGUGAGGCAGUUGGACCUGAAGCUACCAGAACGGAUCUGGUUCCAGCUUAUGUUCGUUUACUCCGUGAUAACGAGGCUGAAGUGCGGAUUGCAGCAGCUAGCAAAGUCACUAAGUUCUGUCGGAUAUUAAGUCCUGAAUUAGCAAUCCAACAUAUUCUUCCUUGUGUAAAGGAACUUUCUUCAGAUUCUUCUCAGCAUGUACGCUCUGCUUUGGCGUCAGUCAUAAUGGGAAUGGCACCUGUUCUAGGAAAGGAUGCAACAAUUGAGCAGCUUCUUCCAAUAUUUCUUUCUCUUCUCAAGGAUGAGUUUCCUGAUGUCCGUUUGAAUAUUAUCAGCAAGCUUGAUCAAGUCAAUCAGGUGAUAGGUAUUGAUCUCUUGUCCCAGUCCCUGCUGCCUGCUAUAGUUGAGCUUGCAGAAGACAGACACUGGAGGGUUCGCCUUGCAAUAAUAGAAUACAUACCUUUAUUGGCAAGUCAAUUAGGUGUUGGGUUUUUUGAUGAUAAGCUUGGGUCUCUUUGCAUGCAAUGGCUAAAAGAUAAGGUUUACUCCAUCAGAGAUGCAGCUGCGAAUAAUGUUAAACGCCUCGCAGAGGAAUUUGGACCAGAAUGGGCAAUGCAACACAUUAUUCCACAGGUUCUGGAAAUGAUAAACGACCCGCAUUAUCUUUACCGAAUGACCAUUCUUCACGCCGUAUCUCUUCUUGCCCCAGUAAUGGGCUCAGAAAUCACUUGCUCUAAACUUCUACCGGUGAUUGUUACUGCAUCAAAGGACAGGGUACCAAAUAUAAAAUUCAAUGUGGCAAAAGUUUUGCAAUCUCUCAUUCCAAUAGUUGACCAAUCUGUUGUGGAGAAGACAAUACGUCCGUGUUUGGUUGAACUUAGCGAGGAUCCAGAUGUGGAUGUCAGGUUCUUUGCCAACCAAGCGCUGCAAGCCGCCGAUCAAGUCAUGAUGUCAAGUUAAAUCCGGAUUUUGUCAUAUUUUUUUUGCGUUUUUACCCCGCUCAAACCCCCCCCCCCCAAAACCCACCCUCUGGUGGAAUUGUAACAACUGAUUGAUUGACACUAGAAGAUAAAAGGUGAGAGAUGCUGGUAUGAUCCUUCAUUUGUGCAUGUGGGACUAGAAUUUCAUUUGUUAUGUUUAACCUAAGUUUGUGUUUUGCCUUACACGCAAAGUAGGUGCCUUUGCCCUCUCCUCAAUGGCUCCACUUUGAGCUCUUUCCCUAUCAAUUCCACUUUAGCCCUUCAAGUUCCAAGCCUAUGCAGCAUCCACAUCAAACCCUCUCUUUGUCCAGUUCCAACAGAACCUCCUUCAGUGCCUCCAUCUCUUCCUCCUGCACAAGUCUCUGUCGGGACAAAAAACCACUCAAGUAUUGCAGUUCCACCAGUUCAUAGAGAACCACCAUCAAGGACACCACCACCUGGCUUGAUAGUGUUUGGAUUUCAUCAGCGUAGCUCUGGUGCGAGG